GUCAGAGCCUGAUGCACCUGCCGCUGGCUGGCCACGGCCCCGUCGCUCCACAGCGCAAGUCUUCGGGAGCAGCUUUGGGGCUGACACCGCUCUCUCAAAUUAAGUAAAGGAUCCAGAAACCAAAAAGAAAUCUUUGCAGGACACAGACAAACACUGGCAUUGGCUGACUUGGAGAACCCUGGAAGUUUUCACCAUGAAAGGUUCCCGGCGCCCAAGAAGCCCCAGUGAUUCCUGCACGGAAUCCAAGAGCGAACACGCGGGAGAGAGCGGCUCCAGCAGCACGCAAUCGAAUGCCCCAAAACGCCAGAAAGUGGAGGAGCUGGGUCCUCAGCCAGGUGUAGAACCAGCUCCAGUACAGCCAGGUCCCCACCACCCUGCACAGCAGCCCCUGGAGCUGCCCCAGGGCCCACAGCUUCCCCACAGGAAGCUGAUCAUCGUGGUCCUGGAACCAGGAAUGCUCCUGCACCUGCGGCUGGGAGAGGAGGUCUUGCUGCUGGACCCACAGGGAGCCCUGCGACUCAGCCUCGUCAGUGUGCUCCUCCUGGUGGUCCCUGAGCAAGUCCUGAUGUCCUUGAAGGAUCUCUUGUACCCUGCCCAUGCCCGCUGGCUCCUGUUCACGAGCACAGAGACUGUCUGGGAGAUUGACAUUGAAAAUGGAUCUGUGAGAGCCCAGAGAGCAGAGAAUGUGUGCGUGGCGCCUUCAGUAAAAGAGAGUGAGGCUCCCCAAGGCUUCCUGCCCGUGAUGGGACCCCCGUCAAACCUUGUGCAUGGAAUCGGCCCUUCUUCCCGGCGUGUCCUCUACCUCAAACCUUGCUACAGAGCCGCUGUGCCCCAGGGCUCGUCCCAAAUGCCCAAGCCUAGGCCCUGGAGACAGGCUCUGCCUGAAGAAUUCAACUUGGAUCUCCAUGGCCUGGAGCCCCUGCCCAACUCUGCCCUCAGACCUCUACCUCCCUCACCCAGUCCGGAGCCCACAAUCUGCCACGAGGUUCUAUGGAGGCCAAUGUGCAAGGCCCGAAGACGUCUCUUCUCAGGCUGAUGGGCCGUGAACCCUCAGGCACCAGAUGGCAAUCAGAGAUGCUCUGUUCAGAAUGAAGCACGCCUGCGUUUUCAUGGUGUCUGCCUGCACAGGUGUCUCUGCUCCUCGGAGGAGAGAUGCUGCGCGAGCUGGAGAGGUGGAGAAAUGCUCCGUCCUCUCACCUGAACCUUUGCUCUGCCUCAGAUGCUCUUGAUUUGUAUAAAAGAGCAACCUUGAGAUUGGGGCACAAAAUAUUUGCAAAUCUAUACACGCAAGGACUGCUCAUACCCAGAAUACACGGAGACUUGUCAAUACUCCAAUGGAACAAACAAACGAUUCUGUUCAAAACCCAGCAAGAGACUUGAGCAGACAUUUCCUCAAAGAGGAUGCAAACAAACACUUCAGAAAGUGUUCAGUAUCCCUCCCCGGGGAAAUGUAUGUCAAAUACACCUUGAAAUACAACCGAGAAGCUCUUAGAGAAGCCACCAUGACAAUGCCUGACCGUCCCAAGCGCUGCAGAGCAUGUGGAGAAAGUGGAACGCUCUGACAGUGCCGGUUGAAAUCCAAAUGGGACAACCCGCAGGGAGAAAGAGUUUCAUUGAUUCCUAAUCAAUGCAAUAGGCACUUCUUGGAACCAUCUUUCCCACCCUGAGAUAGUUGUUCUAAAGAAAUUAGAACUCAUGUGGACAAGGUUGAGGGCAGAGGCUUCUAGCACCUGUCCUCACCAUCGCCAAAACAUGGAAGGCACUUUAAUGUCACUCAGCAGUGACUAGAAACAGGAACUGUGACCCAUUCUUUCAAUGGGAUGCAAUUCAGCAAUGAAUGGGCUGGGAUUUUUGUUUGUAAAUUCAGUUCCAAGAAUGAGUAGUGAAUAAGUUGUUGGAACACUUGAAGGUAUGUUUGGACUCUUAGGCUAUGUGAGACUUAUCCCGAGAUUGUAACUCUCAUGAAAUUGACACGCACAUCAAGCCUGUGUGAUCGACAUUCAGUUUCCAAUUGAGGUUUGCUGUAAAACACAUACUAGAUUUUGCAUCAGAUAAUGAAGCCUUGUAGCAUGUAUCUUAUUCAUCACUGCAAUGUAAAUUCUAUUGCUGUUGAUUCUAUCUGUAUUUCUUGGGUUAAAUAAAAAUGUUAAAAUGA
Symphalangus syndactylus (siamang) is the source of this 2155-nucleotide messenger RNA. RefSeq names its product proline-rich protein 23D1-like. Lineage: Eukaryota; Metazoa; Chordata; Mammalia; Primates; Hylobatidae. The record is from RefSeq and is a predicted model, not a curated record.